AUGGGAAGGUCCCCUGGUAUUGAUGAGACUGGCUUGAAGAAAGGUCCUUGGACUCCAGAAGAAGACCAAAAACUCAUCAAACAUAUACAAGAACAUGGCCAUGCAAGCUGGAGAGCCCUCCCCAAACUUGCUGGUCUUAAUAGAUGUGGAAAAAGUUGCAGGUUAAGAUGGACCAACUACUUAAGGCCUGAUAUCAAGAGAGGGAAGUUCUCUGAAGAUGAAGAACAAACAAUUCUGCAUCUCCAUUCCAUUCUUGGCAACAAGUGGUCUGCAAUUGCAACUCGCCUACCAGGACGUACGGACAAUGAAAUCAAGAAUUUCUGGAACACCCAUCUGAAGAAGAAGCUAAUUCAAAUGGGUUUUGAUCCAAUGACCCACCGACCUCGAACCGAUAUCUUCUCAAGCCUUCCUCAUCUCAUAGCUUUGGCUAAUCUCAAAGAGCUCAUCGAAAACUCCUCAUUAGAAGAACAAGUUCAAAGAUUACAAGCAGAAGCUGUUCAAACUGCUAGGCUUCAAUACCUGCAGUAUCUCCUUCAAGCUCCACCUUCCAUGGCAAAUUUCUCAGAAAACAUGAACACUUUAUCAGAUAUGGACAAUUAUAAUCUUCUGAACUCUCUCUCAUCAAUGAAAGAUAACCCGGUUUGUAAUUCUACAACUCUGCAAGAAUUCAAUGACUCAAUCCCAUUCUCUCACCUACCUAACUUACAAAUACCACCCCCUUGCAGCUUUCAAACCUCUGUAAAUAAGGACAUGGGUCAAGGCUCUAAUUUUACAGAGCUUAGCCAUGGAAAAGAUUCACCUUCUUCUCCAUGGUUUCCUUCUACUUUGUCUCCAUCCCCUCCUCCUCAAGCUGGUCCACCUGUGACUGUUUCUUCCAUUACUAAGAGUGGGGAAGCUUGUAGUACUUCUAGCUAUGGAGGAACACCACCUUCAUUUUGGCCUGACUUCCUGCUUGAAGAUGCUUUGUUUCAUGAUGAGAUUGCCUAG
Molecule: messenger RNA, 987 nt
Organism: Ilex paraguariensis (yerba mate)
Lineage: Eukaryota; Viridiplantae; Streptophyta; Magnoliopsida; Aquifoliales; Aquifoliaceae
Source: the annotation of a GenBank genome assembly